Bursaphelenchus xylophilus (pine wood nematode) is the source of this 441-nucleotide messenger RNA. The record is from the annotation of a GenBank genome assembly. Lineage: Eukaryota; Metazoa; Nematoda; Chromadorea; Rhabditida; Aphelenchoididae.
AUGCACCUGCGAAUGCGGGCCGCCCUUUGUGGCGCAAUUUUGAUGACAUUUAUGGCAAGUCUUACAGUCUACUGCUUGGACAAUUGUAUCGACGAAGAGGGUGACAAGUGCCAAGAAAGCAAGUUGAUGGCGGUCUGCGGUAAGCCCGAAUACAAGCGUCUGAUGACCAGUAAGUGCCGAAAAGCGUGCGGGUUCUGUCAGCCGGGCACCUGCACCGACACUACAACGGAAUGCGGAAAGCCUUCGAUCUCGGACAUCUGCAAUCAUCCAACCUAUCUCCGAAUGAUGAGGAUGCGAUGCCCGGCGACUUGUGGACAUUGCGAUGGAGAUGAGAAGCCGAACGGUGGCGGUAAUCCGGAUGACAACAAACCGGACGACAAUAAGCCUGACGACAACAAGCCGGAUGAUGGCGAUGAUGAGUGCAUUGAAGGGGCGGAAUAG